Molecule: messenger RNA, 5247 nt
Organism: Podospora anserina S mat+
Lineage: Eukaryota; Fungi; Ascomycota; Sordariomycetes; Sordariales; Podosporaceae
Exons: 2
Coding region: 1-5247 (1748 amino acids)
Biological process (GO): transcription by RNA polymerase II
Cellular component (GO): RNA polymerase II, core complex
Molecular function (GO): DNA binding
Source: RefSeq, a predicted model, not a curated record
AUGGCGAACCUUAUCUUCGCUCACUCGAGCGCGCCGCUCCGGACAAUUCAGGAGAUCCAGUUUGGUCUGCUGUCGCCGGAUGAAAUCAAGGCCAUGAGCGUAGCCCACAUCGUCUAUCCUGAGACUAUGGAUGAGACGAGAACCAAGCCACGCGAUGGUGGUCUCAACGACCCUUUACUCGGCUCAGUAGACCGACAAUUCAAAUGCAAGACAUGUACCGAAAACAUGUCAGAGUGCCCAGGGCAUUUCGGACACAUCGAACUGGCCCGCCCAGUCUACCAUCCAGGAUUCAUCAAACGGACAAAGAAAUUGCUGGAAAUCGUCUGCCAUAACUGUAGCAAGGUUUUGGCCGAUAGAAGUGAUCCUGCUUACGCCGCGGCUAUGAAGAUUCGCGACCCCAAAACUCGCUUCAAGCGUGUGUGGGACAUCUGCAAAGCGAAGCGCGUUUGCGAUAACCUUGCGCCGCAGAAACCCGAAGAUGGCUCGUAUGAUCCCAACGCGGGCCCAGCUGAUGGUGGUCACGGAGGUUGCGGCAAUACCCAGCCCGUUGUGCGUCAGCAGGCUCUGACUCUGUAUGCCAUGGUCGAGCACAAGGACGACGAAGGUGUGAAGACCAAGGAGAAGAAGGUUCUUACACCCGAGAUGACUCUCAACAUCUUCCGUCGCAUGUCAGAGGACGAGAUGGUCGAUAUCGGUCUCAACAUUUCCCAAGCCCGUCCCGAGUGGAUGAUCAUCACAGUUCUUCCCGUGCCCCCGCCGCCAGUGCGUCCUAGCAUUUCUAUGGACGGUACUGGCACCGGUAUGCGCAACGAAGACGAUUUGACGUACAAACUUGGCGAUAUCAUUCGCGCCAACGGCAACGUCAGACAGGCCAUCUCAGAAGGCUCACCCCAGCACAUCAUCACGGAUUAUGAGAAUCUUCUCCAGUACCACGUCGCCACCUAUAUGGACAACGACAUUGCUGGUCAGCCACAAGCUCUGCAAAAGAGCGGCCGUCCAGUGAAAGCCAUCCGCGCGCGUCUCAAGGGCAAAGAAGGUCGUCUGAGAGGUAACUUGAUGGGAAAGCGAGUCGACUUCUCGGCCCGUACUGUCAUCACGGGUGAUGCCAACAUUUCUCUGGAUGAAGUCGGUGUCCCACGCAGCAUUGCCCGCACCCUCACCUUCCCCGAGACCGUCACUCCCUACAACAUUGAGAAGCUCACCGGCUAUGUCAAAAAUGGGCCGAACGAACAUCCCGGUGCCAAGUACGUAAUCAGGUCGGACGGGACGCGCAUCGAUCUUCGCCAUCACAAGCGUGCGGGAGCUCUGCAGCUGGAGUACGGGUGGAAAGUCGAGCGUCAUUUGAUCGACGGUGACUUUAUCAUCUUCAACCGUCAGCCCUCUCUCCACAAGGAGUCCAUGAUGGGUCACAGAGUGCGCGUCAUGCCCUACUCUACUUUCCGCCUGAAUUUGUCCGUCACAUCGCCCUACAACGCCGAUUUCGACGGUGAUGAAAUGAACUUGCACGUUCCGCAGACCGAGGAGACACGUGCUGAAGUCAAGGAGCUGUGCAUGGUUCCUCUCAACAUCGUCUCUCCCCAGCGUAACGGCCCGCUCAUGGGUAUCGUCCAGGAUACACUGGCCGGCGUAUACAAGCUCACUCGUCGCGACACCUUCCUCACCAAAGAACAGGUGAUGGACGUCAUGAUGUGGGUCCCAGACUGGGAUGGAGUCAUUCCCCUUCCUGCUAUCUGGAAGCCUAGGCCCCGGUGGACUGGCAAGCAGAUCAUCAGCAUGGUGAUUCCCAGCAUUAUCAACCUUGCCAUGGGUGCCGAUGGCGAAGAGAGGGACGCCCCGCUUAAGGACGAGGGUCUCCUGAUUCAGCAAGGUCAGCUCAUCUACGGCUUGCUCACCAAGAAGAGUGUCGGUGCUGCUGGAGGCGGCAUCAUUCAUCUGUGCUACAAUGAGUUGGGCCCCUCCGGUGCCAUGGACUUCUUGAACGGGUGCCAGAGAGUUGUCAACUAUUGGCUUCUCCACUGCGGCCACAGCAUUGGUAUCGGUGACACCAUUCCCGAUGACAAGACCAUUGAGCUCAUUGAAAAGCACAUCAAUGACGAGAAGGCCGUGGUCGCCAAGCUUACCAAGAUGGCCACUGAAAACCAGCUCGAGGCUCUCCCGGGUAUGAACGUCCGUGAGACGUUCGAGAACAAGGUGUCGGCUGCCUUGAAUACGGCUCGUGACAAGGCCGGUACGUCUACCGAGAAGAGUUUGAAGGAUCUCAACAACGCCGUCACCAUGGCUCGUUCGGGUUCCAAGGGCUCUUCCAUCAAUAUCUCCCAAAUGACAGCGUUGGUCGGUCAGCAGAUUGUCGAAGGAAAGCGCAUUCCCUUCGGCUUCAAAUACCGCACCCUCCCUCAUUUCACCAAGGAUGAUUACUCCCCCGAGGCUCGUGGUUUCGUCGAGAACUCGUAUCUCCGUGGCUUGACUCCUUCGGAAUUUUUCUUCCACGCCAUGGCUGGUAGAGAAGGUUUGAUCGAUACUGCAGUCAAGACAGCCGAGACCGGUUACAUUCAGCGUCGCUUGGUCAAGGCUCUUGAAGACGCUGAGGCGCAUUACGAUGGUACGGUGCGCAACUCGCUGGGUGAUAUCAUUCAGUUCGUGUACGGUGAGGAUGGCCUUGAUGGUAUUGCCAUUGAAAAGCAAAAGGUCGACCACAUGAACUUGAACAACGCCAAGUUCGACAAGCGCUUCCGUCUCGACGUGAUGGACGAGACAAGCUCUGCUGCCGCUCUGGACGCCCUGGAAUAUGGCCGAGAGAUGGUCAGCGAUCCUGCCGUCCAGUCGCUUUUGGAUGAGGAAUAUGAGCAGCUUCUUGCCGACCGGAAGCAAGUCCGUGAAAUCAACCGCAAGAAGAAGGACGAUGACAGCAUGCAGCUGCCUCUCAACAUUGGCCGUAUUAUUGAUACUGCCAAGAAGCUCUUCAAGGUUGACAGCACCCAGCGCAGCGACCUGACUCCCAAGGAUGUCAUUCCUGCUGUGCAGGCCUUGCUUGCUCGCAUGGUGGUAGUUAGAGGCGAGGAUGAAUUGUCCAGAGAAGCUGAUUACAACGCCACCAUUCUCUUCAAGAUUCAGAUUCGCUCUCGUCUUGCGUUCAAGCGCCUGGCUGUUGAGCAGCGGCUCAACAAGCUCGCCUUCGACCAUGUUCUUGGUGAGCUCGAAAACCGUUGGUCCCGGUCCAUGGUCUCUCCUGGUGAGAUGGUUGGCGUGUUGGCUGCCCAGUCCAUUGGUGAGCCUGCCACCCAGAUGACGUUGAACACCUUCCAUUUCGCCGGUGUUUCUUCUAAGAACGUCACCCUCGGUGUACCGCGUCUCAAGGAAAUCCUCAACGUUGCCAAGGACAUCAAGACUCCGUCCAUGGUUGUCUACCUUGACAAGGAGAGAGCUACGCAAGAAGACGCCAAGUCGAUGCGUAACUUGGUUGAGCACACCAGUCUGAGAUCCGUCACAGCCAUGACUGAGAUCUACUACGACCCCGAUAUCACUUCCACUGUCAUCCCCGAGGAUUUCGAUCUCGUCGAGUCCUACUUCCUUAUUCCCGACACCUCUGACUCGCAGCCUAUCGAUAGUCAAUCCCGCUGGCUACUCAGAAUCAUGCUCGAUCGUCAAAAGAUGCUUGACAAGGGCUUGCGUGUGGAGGAUGUUGCCGCUGCUAUCAAACAGGAGUACAAGAAGGAUGUCGCGGUUAUUUUCAGUGACAACAACGCCGAGGAGAUGGUUGUUCGUAUCCGCGUCAUUCGCCAGAACGAUGACAAGGAUGCUGACGGUAACACUAUCAUCGAGGAUGAUGUUAUGCUGAAGCGUCUGGAGAAGCAUCUGCUUGACUCUUGUACUCUCCGUGGCGUUGAAGGCAUCGAGCGUGCUUUCCUGAACAAGACCGCCAGAUUGCUCGAACUCCCCGACGGAUCGCAAACGGCCAACAAGGACAAGGAGCCAGCCUGCGAGGAGUGGUAUCUUGAUACCCAGGGUACGGCCCUUAGAGAGGUCUUGACGGUUGAAGGUGUUGACACUACUCGCACCUACACCAACGACUUGUACCAGGUUGUCGAUGUGUUUGGAAUCGAAGCUGCUCGCUCGGCUCUCAUGGCUGAGUUGACGCAAGUGCUUGCCUUCGACGGUUCCUAUGUCAACCAUCGCCAUUUGGCUCUAUUGGUCGAUGUCAUGACCUAUCGCGGCAGCAUUGCUGCCGUUACUCGUCAUGGUAUCAAUCGCGCUGAUACUGGUGCGCUCAUGCGUUGCUCUUUCGAGGAGACUGUCGAGAUUCUUCUCGAAGCCGCUGCGGUUGGUGAGCUUGACGACUGCCGCGGUAUUUCCGAGAACGUCAUGCUUGGUCAGAUGGCGCCCAUGGGCACUGGUCACUUUGAGGUUCUUCUCGACCCCAAGAUGCUGGAGACUGUCAUCUCUGAUAACUCUCGCAUGGGUCUCAUGGCUGGCAUGACCAUCAAGGGUAACCAGCUUGAGGGUGCCGCGACCCCCUACGACACAGGCUCACCUAUGGCUGAUAACGGCUACCUUGGCGGGUCUUACUCCCCAACCAUGGGUAACUUCUCCCCUAUUGUGGGCAAUGAAUCCGGUGGCCCGCCUGGGUUCGCAUCUGAAUACGGUGGUGGUGGGUAUGGUUCCAGCUCGGUCAACCCGUAUGCUACAAGCCCUGGGCGACCUACGAGUCCCUUCACUACCUCCCCGACGUCGCCUUUCAGCUACGGUUACUCCCCGACGUCGCCUGCUGCUGGGUAUUCCCCCACCUCUCCGCUCAUCGACGCCGGUGGUCGGUUUGCUUCGAGCCCUCAGUUCAGCCCGUCCUCGCCGUCUUUCUCGCCAACGUCGCCUAUGCUUCGUCCUGGGAGCCCAACAAGCCCCAGCUACAGCCCGACUUCGCCGAGCUAUUCUCCUGCGUCUCCGGCUGCCACCCGUCACUACUCCCCGACAUCGCCCGCGCAGUUCCAGUCACCGACCUCGCCGUCGUACUCGCCGACGAGUCCGAGCUACAGCCCAGCGUCCCCUGCGUUCCAGGCCACGUCGCCAUCAUACUCGCCGGCGUCGCCCAACUGGUCGCCCACGUCGCCAGAUGCUUACUCGCCGACAAGCCCCACCUUCCAGCGCUCUCCCGGGCAGCAAAUGUCUCCAACCAGCCCUGGGUAUUCACCAACGUCUCCUAGCUUCUCUCCCAGAACGCCGGGUCGCGCCGCGGGAAGUGGUGGUGAUCAAUAG